Molecule: messenger RNA, 828 nt
Organism: Letharia columbiana
Lineage: Eukaryota; Fungi; Ascomycota; Lecanoromycetes; Lecanorales; Parmeliaceae
Exons: 3
Coding region: 1-828 (275 amino acids)
Biological process (GO): vesicle fusion; Golgi to vacuole transport; intracellular protein transport
Cellular component (GO): SNARE complex; endomembrane system; membrane
Molecular function (GO): SNARE binding; SNAP receptor activity
Source: RefSeq, a predicted model, not a curated record
AUGUCUUUCGACCGGUCGCCAGCUCUGGAGAGCCAGCCCACUACAUACCGCCGCAGCGAUGACCCCGAGUACCGCGACGACCCAGAGUUCAGUCGAUUUAGCGAAAGUCUGUCCGAACAGCUCUUCUCUCUGACCUCCAAGAUCGGCCGUCUGUCACAGCAACUGAAUCUCCUCGGCACAAAGCGGGACACGGAAAGAGUCAGAGAAAGAGUGCACGAUCUUUUAGAUGAGGCGAGAGACGGAUUCAAAGAAGUCGGGGAGGGCGUCAAGAAACUGACGACGUGGGAAGAUUUGAGCGCAUCCCAGAAGUACACCCAACAGAAGCUAUCCCGCGAAUUCCAAGCAUCAGGCACCGAGUUCCAAGCCAUACAACGUCUCGCCCUUGAAAAAGAGCGCGCAUCCGCCUCCGCCGCUCGUACAGCCCUCGACUCGACCGACGCUUCAAACCAGCCAUACUCCGACAGCCCCUCACAGCAGCAAUCGCAAUUACAGGAGCAAGACCAGCUACGUCUAGCCUCGCAAGAUGAAGUGGACUUCCAAGACUCAUUGAUCGUAGAGCGCGAAUCCGAAAUACGGAAUAUUGAGCAGAGCGUUGGGGAGCUGAAUGAGCUGUUUAGGGACGUGGCGCACAUUGUGCAUGAGCAGGGAGCGCAGCUUGAUACGAUAAGUGGCAACGUGCAGAAUGUGGCUACGGAUACGCAGCACGCGGACAUAGAACUGAGGAGCGCGAAUCGGUAUCAGAAGAGUGCGAGGGGCAAGGCUUGUUGUUUGCUGGUGAUUCUUGCGGUGGUCCUACUUAUUAUAGUUCUGGCUGUGGUACUAGGAUAA